ACGACUGAGGCAUCAUUUCAGUUCGUACCACUCGACCGAAAACAACUGUUAGCAAAGAUGACUGGCCGCGGCAAAGGAGGAAAGGGUCUCGGAAAAGGAGGAGCCAAGCGUCAUCGCAAGGUUUUGCGUGAUAACAUCCAGGGAAUCACCAAGCCCGCCAUCCGUCGUUUGGCUCGCCGAGGCGGUGUCAAGCGUAUCUCCGGUCUGAUCUACGAGGAAACCCGUGGUGUGCUGAAGGUGUUCCUGGAAAACGUGAUCCGUGACGCCGUCACCUACACCGAACACGCCAAGCGUAAGACCGUCACCGCCAUGGACGUCGUCUACGCUCUCAAGCGCCAGGGACGCACUCUGUACGGUUUCGGAGGUUAAGCUACCAACCCCAGCCAUUGCAUUGGAUCCCCGCAA
Molecule: messenger RNA, 405 nt
Organism: Culex quinquefasciatus (southern house mosquito)
Lineage: Eukaryota; Metazoa; Arthropoda; Insecta; Diptera; Culicidae
Product: histone H4
Exons: 1
Coding region: 58-369 (103 amino acids)
Biological process (GO): nucleosome assembly
Cellular component (GO): nucleosome
Molecular function (GO): structural constituent of chromatin; protein heterodimerization activity; DNA binding
Source: RefSeq, a predicted model, not a curated record